GAGGUGGCAAUAAAAGGGAUGAGGAGGGAGCUCUGAACUACAUCGACCUGCAGAAGGAGGCUGCUGUGAGGAGAGGGAGCUGUCAGCAUGGGACCCACGGUGCUGCUGAUUGUUGGCCUGGCCUGGACCGUGCUGGAGGCUGCAGCUGCUGGUGAUGACUGGAGCUGUUCAAAACCUGCGGACAUCGAAAAUGGCUACGUGGAGCACCUGAUCAGGCUCCGCUGUAACCCGUACUACAAGCUACGCAGCUCUGGUGAUGGCACCUACAAGUGUGUCGAGAAGAACAAGUGGGUGAACGAAGGAGGUUACAGGGAGGAACCUGUCUGCGAGCCAGUGUGUGGGAAGCCAAAGAACCCUCCUGAGCAGAUGCAGCGCAUCGUCGGGGGCCUGCUGGCCAGGAAGGGCAACUUCCCCUGGCAGGGCCGGCUGGUGACCCGCCACAACCUCAUCGCGGGGGCCACGCUUAUUAGUGACCAGUGGCUGCUGACCACGGGCAGGAACGUCUACCUGAACCACAGAGAGGAUGCCACACCGGAGGAGAUCGCUCCUACUCUGAAGCUCUUCUUGGGCAACAAGAACCAAGCAGCCUUGGACAUUGAGUGUGUGGUGCUCCAUCCUGCCUACCCUGACUCUGUGGAUCUGGCCCUGCUGAAGCUCAAGGAGAAGGUGCCCAUAGGAGAGGAGGUGAUGCCCAUCUGCCUGCCCCAGAAGAGCUACGUGCAGCCAGGGCGGGUGGGUUACGUCUCAGGAUGGGGCCGCGGUGCUUCCUUAGAGUUUUCCAGCAUGAUGAAGUAUGUGAUGCUGCCAGUGGCAGAGAGCAAGAGCUGCUGGCAGUACUAUGAGAAGCAGAAUGAGUCCCCUGGGGUGCAGCCCAUCCUCAGCAAUGACACUUUCUGUGUGGGCAUGAGCGAGCUGCGGGAGGACACGUGCUACGGGGAUGCUGGCGGCGCCUUUGCCGUGCAGGACCCCGAGGAUGACACCUGGUACGCAGCCGGGAUCCUCAGCUACGACAAGACCUGCACAGCCUCCAAGUAUGGCGUGUAUGUGGAUGUGCAGCGUGUGCUGGACUGGAUCAAGGAGACAGUGGCAGAUGACUGAGAUGGGGCUGCAGGGGAAUAAAACUACUCCACGUA
Messenger RNA from Cuculus canorus (common cuckoo), 1133 nucleotides. Its product is annotated as haptoglobin-like. NCBI's taxonomy places the organism in Eukaryota, Metazoa, Chordata, Aves, Cuculiformes, Cuculidae. Bases 88 to 1098 code for a protein of 336 amino acids. Gene Ontology annotation, biological process: proteolysis; acute inflammatory response. Gene Ontology annotation, molecular function: hemoglobin binding; serine-type endopeptidase activity. The transcript is spliced from 5 exons. Gene Ontology annotation, cellular component: extracellular region. The record is from RefSeq and is a predicted model, not a curated record.